Messenger RNA from Mus caroli (Ryukyu mouse), 1702 nucleotides. RefSeq names its product Y-box binding protein 1 (gene Ybx1). The record is from RefSeq and is a predicted model, not a curated record. Lineage: Eukaryota; Metazoa; Chordata; Mammalia; Rodentia; Muridae. Gene Ontology annotation, molecular function: nucleic acid binding.
GAAUUAGUCGCUAAAGAUACCAAUGAGGGCGCAGGAGCCGCGGAGCGUGAGCCAAUAGGCGCUAGAGACCUGGUCAGGUGGUGAGAUGGACAACGAUGCCAGCCAAUGAGGGAGAACGAGGGCGGGUCUAUCGCGGGGCUUAUCCCGCCCGUCCCGCCAUUCUCGCUAGUUCGAUCGGUAGCGGGAGCGGAGAGCGGACCCCAGAGAGCCCUGAGAGCCCCACCGCCGCCGCCGGCCUAGUCACCAUCACACCCGGGAGGAGCCGCAGCCGUCGCCGCCGGCCCCAGUCACCAUCACCGCAACCAUGAGCAGCGAGGCCGAGACCCAGCAGCCGCCCGCCGCCCCCGCCGCCGCCCUCAGCGCCGCCGACACCAAGCCCGGCUCCACGGGCAGCGGCGCGGGUAGUGGCGGCCCGGGCGGCCUCACAUCGGCGGCGCCCGCCGGCGGGGACAAGAAGGUCAUCGCAACGAAGGUUUUGGGAACAGUCAAAUGGUUCAAUGUAAGGAACGGAUACGGUUUCAUCAACAGGAAUGACACCAAGGAAGACGUAUUUGUACACCAGACUGCCAUAAAGAAGAAUAACCCCAGGAAGUACCUUCGCAGUGUAGGCGAUGGAGAGACUGUGGAGUUUGAUGUUGUUGAAGGAGAAAAGGGUGCGGAGGCAGCAAAUGUUACAGGCCCUGGUGGAGUUCCAGUUCAAGGCAGUAAAUACGCAGCAGACCGUAACCAUUAUAGACGCUAUCCACGUCGUAGGGGUCCUCCGCGCAAUUACCAGCAAAAUUACCAGAAUAGUGAGAGUGGGGAAAAGAACGAGGGAUCGGAAAGCGCUCCUGAAGGCCAGGCCCAACAACGCCGGCCCUAUCGCAGGCGAAGGUUCCCACCUUACUACAUGCGGAGACCCUAUGCGCGUCGACCACAGUAUUCCAACCCCCCUGUGCAAGGAGAAGUGAUGGAGGGUGCUGACAACCAGGGUGCAGGAGAGCAAGGUAGACCAGUGAGACAGAAUAUGUAUCGGGGUUACAGACCACGAUUCCGAAGCAUUCAUUUCAGGGGCCCUCCUCGCCAAAGACAGCCUAGAGAGGAUGGCAAUGAAGAGGACAAAGAAAACCAAGGAGAUGAUACCCAAGGUCAGCAGCCACCUCAACGUCGGUAUCGCCGCAACUUCAAUUACCGACGCAGACGCCCAGAGAACCCUAAACCACAAGAUGGCAAAGAGACAAAAGCAGCCGAUCCACCAGCUGAGAAUUCGUCCGCUCCCGAGGCUGAGCAGGGCGGGGCUGAGUAAAUGCCGGCUUACCAUCUCUACCAUCAUCCGGUUUGGUCAUCCAACAAGAAGAAAUGAAUAUGAAAUUCCAGCAAUAAGAAAUGAACGAAGAUUGGAGCUGAAGACCUUAAGUGCUUGCUUUUUGCCCGCUGACCAGAUAACAUUAGAACUAUCUGCAUUAUCUAUGCAGCAUGGGGUUUUUAUUAUUUUUACCUAAAGAUGUCUCUUUUUGGUAAUGACAAACGUGUUUUUUAAGAAAAAAAAAAAAAGGCCUGGUUUUUCUCAAUACACCUUUAACGGUUUUUAAAUUGUUUCAUAUCUGGUCAAGUUGAGAUUUUUAAGAACUUCAUUUUUAAUUUGUAAUAAAGUUUACAACUUGAUUUUUUCAAAAAAGUCAACAAACUGCAAGCACCUGUUAAUAAAGGUCUUAAAUAAUAA